AUGCAUUUUGCUGGGAAUGUCACGUGUGACAGCUACAAUGGGAAAGUUGUUUUAUCGUUAACAGAGUGUACAAACUUCACUUACGGAAAAGACUGCUGUGAAAACUGUUCGAUGCAUUUUGCUGGGAAUGUCACGUGUGACAGCUACAAUGGGAAAGUUGUUUUAUCGUUAACAGAGUGUACAAACUUCACUUACGGAAAAGACUGCUGUGAAAACUGUUCGAUGCAUUUUGCUGGGAAUGUCACGUGUGACAGCUACAAUGGGACUUGUCUAGAAGGUUGUAAGCUGGGAUAUACAGGGAAUCUGUGUAACACGUCAUGUGAUGUAGGCUAUAACGGUAGCAACUGUGAGUUUAAUUGUAGUAGUUGGUGUGUUAAAAACACCACAAAGAUCUGGUGUAACACGACUGACGGUCUCAGACUUAUCGUCUGUAGGGACGGAUUUAACUCAACAGCUUUAAAUUGUUGGUCAUUUUUUAAUACAAAUACUUCAGGACCAAUCUCGCCCACAAGUGACGACAAUCUAGCUGUCAUUAUUGCCCCUGUGGCCGUCAUUGUUGUUGUUGCCCUUGCUUUAUUUGUUGGAAUUUUCAUUUGGAGACAAAGACGUUUGAAGAAGAGGAAAACAACUGAGCUACCUUUUGAAAUACGUUAUACACCAACUCAAGAGACUCCUAAUAGAUCCACCCACAAGCCAGUAGCAGUGAUUGCAGCCUACUGUAACGACACCCCUGACUCAGACGACAGGUUCAUCCAAGUACCAAAACUCAACGACUACAUGCAAACACACAAUCGGGAAUUCUUCAUUGAGGAAUUCAAAAAAAUUCCACCACCACAGAAUGUGACAAUGCUUGAUGGUCAAAGUGAAGAAAAUAAACAUAAAAACAGAUACAAGAAUAUUUGUGCAUACGACCACUCACGCGUCCAUCUUGAAAUCAACACAAGAAAAAACGAAGGCGACUACAUCAAUGCUUCCUACAUCGAAGGCUACAACAACGAGGAGAAAUUCAUAGCCUCACAAGGACCAAAUGAUGUGGUCGUGAACGACUUCGUUCGAAUGUUGUGGGAACAAAAAGUUGAUAAAGUUGUGAUGUUGACUAAUUUGAUUGAAGAAGGAAUGGUGAAAUCUGUGAAAUACUGGUCAGAUAAAGGAAAAGCUACAUUUGGUGAUAUAAAAGUUGAGCUUUUAUCAAUAGACGUAUUUGCAGACUACACGAUUCGAAAGAUGGAACUUAAAAAGAAAAACAAACCGACCCACCAUUUCAACCAGUUCCACUUCACAUCGUGGCCAGACAAAGGUGUGCCUCUAACACCGUGGGGACUUGUGGACUUUGAACAGAGGGUGGCGUUAGGGAGUACAUCAAGGCCUAUUGUUGUCCACUGCAGGUUUACAUGA
Physella acuta is the source of this 1395-nucleotide messenger RNA. Its product is annotated as receptor-type tyrosine-protein phosphatase alpha-like. Gene Ontology annotation, biological process: protein dephosphorylation. Gene Ontology annotation, molecular function: protein tyrosine phosphatase activity. Lineage: Eukaryota; Metazoa; Mollusca; Gastropoda; Physidae. The record is from RefSeq and is a predicted model, not a curated record.